Scylla paramamosain (green mud crab) is the source of this 4672-nucleotide messenger RNA. RefSeq lists its product as uncharacterized. The record is from RefSeq and is a predicted model, not a curated record. Bases 413 to 2248 code for a protein of 611 amino acids. The transcript has 11 exons. Gene Ontology annotation, biological process: wound healing. Lineage: Eukaryota; Metazoa; Arthropoda; Malacostraca; Decapoda; Portunidae.
AACAACUUAACAAGUCUGUGAAUUGUAAAUUAUCGCGGUUUCCCAUCCUCUAAGCAUCCCUUACUUACUUACCAGGGUGACAAGGCCAGUUAAAAACCUUGAAUUCACAACCAUAACACAGUACAAUGUAGCGAAAGGAGGGAAUGAACUAAGAAGCUAAGAAGACCACAAAUGAAUCGUUAGAGAAGCUGCAGUACGAUAACAUGACCACAAGUUCCUGGCAGCGAAGGGAAACAUGUGGAGAAGCAGUGCAUCAGGUAACAGCUAGGCGGCGGUAGCGUUUAAACACUUUCUUGCUCCUCUGUGUUUGGAAAGUGGUGCUUUUUGUCUCUCUACAAUGACUUAGACGCCGCAGUGCAGGAUAAGUGCUGUGUGAGUCUGUGAUCAGCUGCUGGGAGGGAAGUGGAGAAAGAUGAGUCGUGGGUGGAUGCACCGGGCCCUUGUGUUUGCUUCUGUCUUCGCCGGGGUGUGUGAUGGCAGCCAGCAGAACACCCACGCCACCAGCAUCACCACCGCAGAACCAUUUCCUCUGCUGCUGCGCGGGGAUUGGUUCUCGUGGGAGGAAGGCCGGGAAGUGGACACGAGCAUCAGUGAGGGGUGGGUUGAGAGUCUUGGCCAGCCCGUGGACGCCGCCCAGCUUCGCCGCGACACCUUCCAGUACGUCUUCUCCCACCAUCAGUGCUUCGUCUGCGUCCGUCUGCUCGUCAGAUCUUGGAACAUCCUGGAGAAGCUGGAAGGGCCGUGUGUGAGCGAUGCAGCGGCGGCGUGUCGGUGGCUGGAGGGGAGGCGGCAGUCAGGCGUGAUGCUGUUUAGAAGUGACCCGACCCCCAUCAACUGUCGCCCAGCCCUCCAUGGCCUCUUCCACUUCGCCUGGAAGAACAAGUUUAGCUUUACGGGGGAGUGUAACCACCCAGAGGCAAUGGUGAGGUCAUGUCAGAAACCAGGCAGCCAGUUUCUCAUUGACAGCCAGACAUUCACCAUCAAUUUCAAGAAGUGUGAGGGCGUCGGAAACUCCUUUGAUGCUCUUCGGGAGUACACGUGCCUUGGUGACUGGAAGGUGGGGCGGAACCAUUACUUUGCUGUCGCCAACACGAAGGAGUCUCGCAGGGAGGAGCGCUACCGAUGCUUUGUGCGGGACCGGGAGGACGACCUGUACAUGGGACUGUCCAUUACGCCAGAGUGCUCAGUGCUCAAGACGCCACAGAGCAGCCCUGUAAAGUUCAGACUCAGCUAUGCUAAACAUGAAAUCAUACCACCUGGCUGCUACCUGCCUCACAACCUGACUGGAAAGUGGGAGUCUUCAGGAAUAGGAGAGGCUCAGGUGGUCAUCAACUCUACCCACAUCACUGAGACCAUGUGGCGAGGGUACGCUGCCAAGACCACCACCUACACCUGUUUGGAGCAGCGAGGGAACCGUUACUUGAUGGCCAAGCAGAGUAUAGAAGGCUGCCAGACAGAGUACGUGUGUUGGGAGAUGGUUCCCCGCCACCACAACAUUGUGCGUUACCGAGUCAGCUGGGCUCUCAUCUACCAGGACUUCCAAGUGUGUGACUAUGCCAACUUCAGGAGUGGCCGGGAGUGGAAGUAUGACACUCUGAUUGCGGACUCCCCAGCCCCAGUCUCCUGUCCCUUUGGUGGGAGGUUCAUGUUCCAGCAGGAGGGAGGCUCACCUUUGCAGCCUCGCAUUGUAGGGGGCAUCACCUCCUCACCUCUCGACUCCUAUCACUGUCCAGUCCGCCGCACAGUCAUGUCGGUUUGUGACAGAGAGCGGAGGUGGAUUGAGAUUGAUUUGGAUCUGUGUGUGUCACUCAACAAGGACGGACACCCAAUAGAUUUUAAUAGUGUGAUAGACUACCGGCUGCAGUGUGUUGGCUUCUGGCAGGAGAACCUCUUGUCGUACCUGGUGACUCAUGACCCAUCUGAUUCUGUGUCCAGGUUCAGGUGUUGGGUAUACCAGCGGGUUAGUGACACACAGAUCCGCCUCUCACAAUCUGUUGGGGCAGCAUGUGGUCUGCGGCAAACCUUCAUGUCCUCCAACUUUACUGAGAGUGCCUCUGUGGCCCUAACCCUGACCCUCAAUGAACGCCUCUAUGACUACUGCCCCAUGUUUUAUGAUAAUGGUGCGAACCCAUGGCAGGAUCAGGAUCGAGCACUCACCAUCUUCACAUUCACUGACAGUGCAUGUCCCUCCAGUCUUGCCAGUAAGGUGAUUCUCCUCCUGCCAGUCUUGGUGCUCCUUAGAAGGUGAGACAGCCUGCUGCCCACCUUCAUCCUUCCCUUCUGUGGCUGUGAUCCCAGUGUGGCCAUCUGCAGGCAUCACUGGAGUCAUUCAUGAAGUAUUAUUUGUUAAGGUAAGGUGUGGUGAAGAUGAAGGAUGUCAAGUAUCAUUAAGGUAAGGUGUGGUGAAGAUCAAAGAUGUGAAGUAUCAUUAGGGUGAUGUGGAAAAGGAGAAAAUGUGACUUGUGAUGUGACUUCCCUCCCUGUCUCAGUUAUUAUUUUGUACUGUUUUUUUCAUUUUCUUUUUAUGCCUCAUCCUAUUAUAUUUAUUUUCUCUUCCUUGCUACUCCUAUUAUUAUUCAUUCUUGGUUUUUCUAUUAUUUACUACUUUUAACUUUGUUAGACAAACCUUGUAUUAUGAUGGUCAGUUACAUUUAUGGUAUUAUCUGAAGUAUUUAUCAUACCGAAUCUCAGGUUUAUCACAGUUGAUAGUCUGAUUACUUUUAAGUACUAUUAGUAUGUAGUAUUUAUUUGAACGUUAAAUUUUGCCUCUACUUGCAUCAUGCAGCACUUCAGUCAUACUCUGUUUUAAUUCUCAACUCUAGUUAUAAUCACUGGAAAGAAAGGCUCUUUUCAGCCUCCAUGAGUGAGUGAAUCAGAUCUCAUUAUAGUUUUAUCCAGGUGUUUGUCUGGUAAUGGUGAGUGAAAGAUAUUACUCAGGUUUUGUCUUUUACAUUUGGCUGAUAAAAUCUUGUAAACUGUCAUGGUGGUUUGUGGGACAUUUUUAUAGGAAACUGGUUUUAUUUAUAUCUGACUGGAACAUUUGGUCAGUUCUGCUGCUCAUUCAUCCGUCCAAGACUAGUCUGUCAACGAGCAAUCCUUGUCAUUUGUUCUUUCCGUCCAUUGGUAGCUUAGUGUAAGUGUGCCGACUUCUUGAUGAUCUCAGUUAUUUUAGUUCAUUGCCUUGUUCUGUUUUUUGUAUAUCUGUUCACCUUGUUUUCCAUUUUCUUAUUUAGCUUCCUACUUGUUUCUCAUCUCACUCACAUUCUUAAUUUCUUCUUUUCUUGUUCAUUUUCAUCUCUUUAUUUCUGCCUCUGUCUGGAGGUGUUACAACAUAUUGGAAAGUGAUUUUUCUUCCUGCUCUGUAUAUUGGGAAGAGUUUCUGCAGAUUGUGUUGUAUGUCUUAACAUUAAUUUUAUACAUUUUAUUCAGUAUUCAUGUGCAUAGUUGUAGUAUUUUUGUCAUGUUAGUAUAGUAUAUCUUGUUUGUAGCAUAUUUUUGUAUUUUGUAAGGUGUAACUUAUGGACUGGUUGAAUGGAAUGGUAUAGAUUAUUUACAAUAUGGCUGUCAGGAUAAGGUUUUGCUUGCUGGAUAGAUCCCAUGAUUGAUUCAGUUGUUCAUGUACAGGUUUUGUUUGUCGCAAGGCCUAAGGUUACUGUGAAGAAAAUGUCACCUCAUCCUCAUUAGAUUUCUGUACUGUUAACAUGACAUGAGCUGAUCAUUGAUUUUCUGGCAUUUCAUGAGCCUUGCCAGACUAUCAUCACUCCCAGAGUAAAGUGAUGCCUCCCCACAGCACACUCCAGUAGUAAUCACAUUCUAUACUCCUUCAUUAACACAUCUAUUAUAACAGUACAGUGAUUGAAAAACUAAGUAAAUGUUGCUGUGUAUAAGCCUGGUAGGGAGCAGGAACAUGCAAUACCACAUAUUAGCAUCUUGUUACCUGAUCUGAAGGUGGCCUGAGGUUAUUCAAUGCUAAAACAGAUUGGUCAGCCUGUAUCUCAUAAAAUGGUCCUAUAGGAUACUUUAUAAUAAGUCAGCUUUUGAGUUGUUUUAACAUUUUGUUUCAUCAUGUAUGUGCAUUACUGUGCUAUAAUAUGCAUUGAAGAUUUAAGCUGUGAAUCUGAAUUUUUUACGCAUGUGUAUAUGUAGUGCUGAUUGUUACUUGGUUUGAAUAUUCUGCUUGGUUGUCUCCUAGGUUGUGAUUUGGAAGUUAAAAGUAAUAGUCAUGAAUUUAUUAUUAGAGGCUUAGCAGUUGUCUCCUUAAUGUGCUUCAGAGUAUACUGGAGAAUUGUGAGGCUUUGCUGUAUAAGGAUAAGGAGUAUAGUCAUUCUUCUUGCUCAUUAGCCAGUUAAGUGAUGGUGUAAAUUACAAGUGCCCUUGAGCAUAAUGAAUUCUUGGUAUUUUAAACAACGAUGGCCAGCUGAUUAAUGUGUCAUUGAGUUAACACUUCCUUUCAUAAGUUCCUUUUCUUUCUUUUUUCAAAGGAGGCAAGUGGAGGUGUGUAAUUUAUUUGUUAAGUGCCUUAGAGCAUGGUGAUGAAUUGACAUGUAAAGGAUUUGUGAAGGAAAGCUAGUUUGUGAAUGAGAGGUGUGAGUCGUACCUGGUCUAUCAUUCCUACUUCCUCAGGCAGAUGUGGAGUGAAUGUAAACUUCCAAAUACAGUGAAAGAAUAUAAA